This is a messenger RNA of Chrysemys picta bellii (western painted turtle), 4032 nucleotides long. Its product is annotated as RING finger protein 112-like. NCBI's taxonomy places the organism in Eukaryota, Metazoa, Chordata, Testudines, Emydidae. The record is from RefSeq and is a predicted model, not a curated record. Gene Ontology annotation, biological process: protein homooligomerization; endoplasmic reticulum organization. Gene Ontology annotation, molecular function: GTPase activity; GTP binding.
GUAGCCAAUCUCCUCGGGUGUCAGAGCCCGGCUGCUGGUCAUGAGGAAAUAGAAAUCACCUGACUUUACUUUCGUUUCCUUAGGUGGAAAUCUUGGACGCUGGCAGAGCGAGCUGUGGGGCAGUUCUCCAGCAGAGUUUGGCUUUAGCCCGAGCCCAGGAGGAGGGGAGUUCGGGCAACUGGAGCCUGGCCUGUCACCUGCUGCAUUAUGGGAAAUGCAAAUAAUAAAGGGCCAAUCCCACCCCCCUCCUCAAAGCCAACUCCAGAGGGGAUGGUGAAGCGACUCCAGGAGGACGUCACCUGCUCCAUCUGCCUGGACAUCUUGGAGGACCCCGUCUCCAUCGAGUGCGGCCACAACUUCUGCCGGGGCUGCCUCUCAGCUCACUGGAGUGGGGUCUCAGCCUGGGGAUCCCAGUGCCCCGAGUGCCGAGCUCCCUGCUCCAGGGACAGGAUGAUCCCAGACACACGCGUCAAAAACCUGGUGGAGAAAAUCAGAGACCUGCCAUGCGAAGAGACGCUGACAGCAACGGGGACAGUGAGCCCUGAGCAGGGGCCGGAGAUCCAGCCAGAGCAGGGGCACCCGGUGCAGCUGGUGCAUCUGGACGAGGAAGGGGGCCUGACCCUGGACGAGGAGGCCCUGAGCCGCUGCCUGGAGCAGGGUGGGGUGGGGGACGCCCCCGUCUGCCUGGUGUCCAUCAUCGGGGAGCAGCGCCGGGGCAAAUCCUUCCUACUGAACUACCUGCUGCGCCGGCUCCGGAGCCCGGAAGUGAAGGACGGAUCCUGGAUGGGCCGGGAGGAGGAGCCCUUGGAGGGGUUCGAGUGGCGAGUUGGCGCCCGCAGCGUCACCAAGGGGGUGUGGGCGUGGAGUCAGCCCUUCUGGGUCCCCACCGAGUGGGGGAAGGUGGCCGUGCUGCUGGUCGACACUGAGGGCUCCAUGGACAUUGCCAGAGACACAGAGACCAGCGUCAAACUCUCCGCCCUCUCCAUGCUGCUUGGCUCCUACCAGAUCCUGAAUGUUUCCAGCCAGAUAAAGGACCCUGAUCUAGCAUAUCUGGAGAUGUUUCUGCACGUGGCCGAAGAGGUGGGAAAGGAAUACGGGCUGGAGUCCAUUCAGCACCUAGACCUGCUGGUGCGGGAUUGGAGCAACUCCACGGUCCUUGGAACUGACGGUGGGAAAGAGCAUCUGAGAGACGUCCGACAGAUGCUGGCGGCGACGUCCCCUUGCAAACACCCCAAGGCCCUGGAAGCGCUGAGCAGAAGCAGCACCCGCUGUUACCUGAUGCCCUUCCCUGGCAAGCGGAUCAUGACUGGGAGCCAGGGAAGCCUGAGAGACAUGGAUGAGGAUUUCCGGGACAGCCUGAGGGAGUAUGUCACUACCCUGGUGGGCUCGGCCGGUCAACACGCGUGGAGAGACCGACAUGGGGCGCUGCUGACCGGGACACAGCUCACUGCUCGGAUAAUGAAAUUCUCUGAUCUGAUGAAGAAACAUCACUGUGGCUUCUCCUCUCCCGCUCAGAUGGCCAUCACCUUCCACAACCAGAGGGUCCUGGACAGGGCCAGCGCAGACCACGCUCUCUUUCUGAAGGAGAAGGACGGCGACUCCCAGAACCCAAUCACCUGCCUGAAGGUGCGGCCGAGCAAGAUGGCGAAGUUGUUGGCGGAGCGGCGCGGGCAGUUGCUGUGGCGGUGCUGGACGGACAUGCCGGAGCCGGCGCCGGAGACAGAGGCCCGGCUGACGGAGCUGGAGGAGGAGCUGACGCGGGAGGCUGAGACGUUCCUGGAGAUCUACGGGAAGCGCUUUAAGACAUUUGCCAUUUUGGCAGGCGUGGGUGCGGGGGUGGUGGUCCUGGGCCCGGUGGGCGGAGCUGUCGGUGCCGGGAUCGGUGCUGGGAUCGCUGCUGCUGCCGUCGCCGCCGAGGCGGCUGUGGCCAUUGGGGCUGGGACGGGCGCCGCGGCCGGUAUCAUCGUGGGUGGGGGCGUGGGCGGGGGCGUGGGUGGCAACAUCACCAGGAAGGAUAGGCAGAAGGUUGAGGCCGCUGGUGGUGGGAGGGAGGAGGGGGAUGGCACUGAGGAUCUAUCUGACGACAAACCCCUGAUCUGAUCGGUGUCUCCCCCUCCCCCCAAUCUGGGGCUGACGAAUGGGGUGACGGGGCUGCAGCAUAGCCCAGAUACGUCCCCAAGAAGCCACCCCAGAGCAGGGAGCCAUCGCCCAGAGAUUCUAAGAAGGGACAUUUAGAUCCUCUCGUCUGACCUGCUGUGCCACCCAGGCUGGAGAACGCCACCCACUUCCCCCUGCGUUGGGCCCGAUAUCUCCCCUUGGACUAAAUCAUCUCCCGGAAAGGCGGCCAGUCUGGCUCGGAAGCCGGAAGAGAUGGAGACCCCACCGCUUUCCCACUGGUGAAUCACCCACGCUGUGAAAAAUCCGGUGCCUCAUUUCCGAUUGGAGUUUGUGUGACUUUAACUUCCAGCCCUCGGUCCUCGCUCUGCCUUCCUCUGACAUUGCAGGGCCACUCCGGCUGCAACGCGAAGCGCUUGGAAAUGCCCGGCCGAUGGUCCUGUCCCGAGAUCACCCACUGGGGGUGACAACGGGUGGCUGGCUUACUUCCUACAUGAACAGUCCUGUGGUCCGCUCCUGGGGGAUAGAUCUCCAGCCGCCCCUCUGAGCGGGAAGGCGGGUCCAGGGGAGAGGGCACAGGAAGACCCUGUGGAUUCCCUGCUCUACCAGGGACUUCCUCUGUGACCUUGGCCAAGUCACUUAGUUUCUCCGUGCCUCAGUUUCCCAUCUGUAUAAUGAGGGUAAUAAUGCACUGAAAGAUGGUGAGGGGUUUGAGCUCUACUGAGAGAAAACACUAUCCAAGAAACCAGCAUCAUUCUUUAUUCCAGGGGAGGGCUAUAAAACCAUCCGAAGCUAAAGGGAAUCGGUUCCACACCCAUCAAUGCACGCCGAGCACUGGACACCAUCUGGCCAACUCCACAGGAAGUCUCAGCUCCGACCCUUCAGCACUGGUGAAAGGGCAGGACUUGGGCGUGGGGAUUUCCCAUCAAUGGGGUCUCGGGCUAACGGGACUCUCCAGCUGUUCCACCCCAGCCUCCGCUGGUGCCUACGAUCCGAUAGACGCUCUAGCGUGAGGUAGGGGGUCAGCUCCAUCCUGGCCUGGGCUUGGUGAGUCGGGAGCACCCCUUCCCCUCACAGAUUCCAGGGCCUGGAUAACAAUGGCCAGUGAUGGAGAAUCUGUUCCAAUUGUUCUCACUGUUAAAAAUGUCUGUCUUACUUCCAGUCUGAGUUUAGUCUACACUUUUCUGUGCUAGACCGAAGGACCUAUUGUCAAAUAUUUGUUCCCCAGGUGGGUACGUAUGGACUGGGAUCUAGUCACCCCUUAACCUGCUCUUUGAGUCCUAUCUCCCUAAGAACUCCUUGGAAACCUGAUAUCAGGGCUGCGGGUUUUCAGAGGCUGCACCUCUCGGGACAGAGCAAGAGAAAGCAGAAGUCACUUGAGACUAUGGACUGCAAAGUGGUUCUGCUGGAAGGUGGCCAGUCAACAGGUCCUGGGUGCAGGACAAUCUCAGAGCAAUGGAGGCAUUUAAGCAAUUUCCUUUGUGCGCAACAGGAGGAAAGAUAUUUGGGGUACUGUGUUAAGGCGUCAAGGAGUGCGUGUGUGUGUGUGUGUCUGUAAAUGACCACCAUGGGGGAGUGCUAAAGAGUAAUCUCCCAGAUGCGAAGUUCUGAUUCAUUGAGCCCUGAAUGGCGAGUUCCUAGUUUUGGGACAAGUCUCCGCAGAAACCUCCAGCUCUAAUUCGGUUAGGGGAAGAUACAACUGCUGCUUAUCGGAAGUGCUUUGUUAACGUGUAUUCCUGUGGGUUGGGGGGGGGGGGGAACACAAUAGGGGAAACAGAUUAGCCAUUAAACGAACAGGAGUACGUGUGGCACCUUAGAGACUAACAAAUUUAUUUGAGCAUAAGCUUUCGUGGGCUACAGCCCACUUCACUGGAUGCAUAGAAUGGAACAUAUAGUGAGGAGAUAUUUAUACAUACA